Molecule: messenger RNA, 3947 nt
Organism: Spodoptera exigua (beet armyworm)
Lineage: Eukaryota; Metazoa; Arthropoda; Insecta; Lepidoptera; Noctuidae
Source: the annotation of a GenBank genome assembly
AUUUGGCAUUGCAUUGAGUAAAAGUCAAUUAUUGUCUUGUUUUCGUGUGUAUUUGUGAAAUGGUGAAGAAUAUUUAAUGUGUGUUUCUCAGGUAUAUAAAAUCAGAUAAAAAUGGAUGAAGUAGCUAAAUUAGAACAUCUUUCGCUUGUAUCAAAAGUGUGUACUGAGCUGGACAAUCAUUUAGGAUUGAAUGACAAAGACUUGGCUGAGUUCAUUAUAGACAUAGCUGAUAAAAACACAGCAUUUGACAGUUUCAAGAAAGCACUGAUUGAAAAUGGAGCUGAAUUCUCAGAUUCAUUUAUGACAAACUUACUGCGAAUCAUACAGCAUAUGAAACCUGUAAACAAUGCUUCACAAAAAUGUGCUGUACCUCAGGAAAAUGCAAACCCAUUGGCUAAUAAGUUUCCAGGACUUGCAAUACCAAAUGAGAAGCCUCCGAAAUUCUCAUCUGAUGAAGAAAGUGAAGAAGAAGAAGAAGAUAAAAAGGACAAAAGACUGACUGCAAAAGAUAUAUUUGUAGAAGAGUCUAAAACUAAGACAAAUGAUGCAGUGGUUGAUCAAGCAAUGGCUGAGUUAGAGGCUUUGGCACCUUCACAAUCAACUUCUGUAAAGGAACCAUUAAAAAAAGAAAAUAUUAAAGAGGAAGUUAAAAAACGGGAAAGGAGUCGCAGCAGAGAUAGGAGAGACAGCAGUAGAAAAAGAGAGAGAUCAAGAGAAAGAGAUAGGGAUAGAAAAAGUCGGCGAAGUAGGAGUAGAGACAAAAGAAGCCGCAGUAGAGACCGUAGGAGCAGAAGUCAGGAUAGAGAUAGAAGGAGAAGAUCUAGGAGCCGACCCACUUCUAGCAGACACAGAUCCAGGGAAAGGCAAAGAAGAUCCAAAUCUCGAGGAAGGGCAUCCCCAUCUAGAGGUAGAAAUUCUCCAUCAAGAGGUAGAAGAUCACCAUCUAGGGAAAGAGAUAACAAAUACAAUGAUUAUGGCAAGAAAUCAAGGAAGAGGAGUCCAGAGGUUGAAAUGAGUGAUGACCCUGAACCUGGGAAAAUUUACAAUGGUAGAGUUGCAAACAUCGUGCCUUUUGGUUGUUUUGUACAAAUUGAAGGUGUAAGGAAGAGGUGGGAAGGUCUCGUUCACAUCUCUCAGCUGCGAUCAGAAGGGCGCGUCACCAACGUAUCUGAUGUCGUCAAUAGAGGAGAUAAAGUCAAGGUGAAAGUGCUUUCAGUAACUGGACAGAAGGUUUCUCUCACUAUGAAGGAUGUGUGUCAAGACACCGGAAAAGAUCUGAACCCGGCAUCUCAUGCUCAUUUAGAGGCUGAACGUGAAGGUCGUAACCCUGACCGUCCUCCUCCGAAUGCCACCGUGUUGGCGGGCCUGCAGGGCGGGCUCGAUCCUGACGAGGACUCCAGCAGAAAGAGAGUGACUAGGAUCUCCAGUCCUGAAAGAUGGGAGAUCAAACAGAUGAUAUCAUCAGGGGUCAUAGAUAAGAGUGAGUUGCCAGACUUCGAUGAGGAGACAGGUCUAUUGCCCAAAGACGAGGAUGGUGAAGCCGAUAUCGAAAUAGAACUUGUGGAAGAAGAGCCACCGUUCUUGCAAGGACAUGGCCGCGCACUGCACGACCUGUCCCCGGUCAGGAUUGUAAAGAAUCCUGAUGGGUCCCUAGCCCAAGCUGCCAUGAUGCAGUCAGCUCUUUCAAAAGAGAGAAGAGAACAGAAGAUGUUACAAAGGGAACAAGAGAUGGAAAGUCUCCCCAUGGGCCUUAACAAGAACUGGAUAGAUCCUCUCCCAGAAAGCGAUGGCAGAACUCUAGCUGCGAACAUGAGGGGAACUGGCAUAACUCCUCAAGACCUGCCUGAAUGGAAGAAGCAUGUGAUUGGUGGCAAGAAGUCGUCAUUUGGAAAGAAAACUAAUUUGUCGCUUUUGGAGCAGAGACAGUCGCUGCCCAUUUAUAAAUUGAGAGAUGAAUUGACUAAGGCCGUAGCUGACAAUCAGAUCUUGAUCGUAAUUGGAGAGACAGGGUCAGGUAAGACGACGCAGAUCACGCAGUACCUGGCGGAGUGCGGUCUCACAGCGCGGGGUAAGAUAGCCUGCACCCAGCCCAGGAGAGUGGCCGCCAUGUCCGUCGCCAAGCGAGUCGCCGAGGAGUUCGGAUGCCGGCUCGGUCAGGAAGUUGGAUACACCAUCCGUUUCGAAGAUUGUACCAGCCCUGAGACUGUUAUCAAAUACAUGACGGACGGUAUGUUACUGCGUGAGUGUCUCAUGGACCUCGACUUGAAGACAUACUCAGUAAUCAUGUUGGACGAGGCUCACGAGCGUACCAUCCAUACAGACGUUCUCUUCGGUCUUCUCAAGCAGGCGGUCCAGAAAAGACCAGAGCUUAAACUGAUUGUCACGUCCGCUACAUUAGACGCCGUCAAAUUCUCACAGUAUUUCUUCGAAGCUCCCAUUUUUACCAUCCCUGGUCGUACCUUCCCAGUAGAAGUUUUGUACACCAAGGAACCAGAAACUGAUUAUCUGGAUGCAUCCUUGAUUACUGUUAUGCAAAUUCAUUUAAGGGAACCUCCAGGAGAUAUAUUGCUCUUCUUGACCGGUCAAGAAGAAAUUGACACUGCUUGUGAGAUCCUGUAUGAGAGAAUGAAGUCCCUUGGCCCUGAUGUGCCAGAACUCAUCAUUCUACCAGUAUAUUCUGCGCUGCCCUCUGAAAUGCAAACACGUAUUUUCGAACCAGCACCUCCCGGCUCCAGGAAAGUCGUCAUAGCUACCAACAUUGCGGAAACUUCGUUGACUAUCGACGGAAUUUACUAUGUUGUUGACCCGGGAUUUGUGAAGCAAAAAGUUUAUAAUUCCAAGACCGGUAUGGACUCCUUGGUGGUUACGCCAAUUUCGCAGGCUGCGGCAAAGCAAAGAGCGGGUCGCGCCGGGCGUACAGGCCCGGGCAAGUGUUACCGGCUGUACACCGAGCGCGCCUACAGGGACGAGAUGUUGCCCACACCCGUACCCGAGAUACAACGCACCAAUCUUGCUACUACUGUGCUGCAACUGAAGACGAUGGGUAUCAACGACCUGCUCCACUUCGACUUCAUGGACGCUCCGCCCGUCGAGUCGCUCAUCAUGGCGCUAGAACAACUCCACUCCUUGUCUGCGCUCGAUUCUGAAGGAUUACUCACUAGACUUGGUCGACGGAUGGCGGAAUUUCCUCUCGAGCCCAAUCUAUCAAAAAUCCUAAUCAUGUCAGUAGCACUGCAGUGUUCGGACGAGAUUCUAACAAUAGUAUCGAUGCUGAGCGUGCAGAAUGUGUUCUACCGUCCUAAAGACAAGCAAGCGUUGGCUGACCAGAAGAAGGCGAAGUUCAACCAGCCUGAGGGCGACCACCUCACCCUGCUGGCGGUCUACAACAGUUGGAGGAACAACAAGUUCUCUAACGCGUGGUGCUACGAGAACUUCGUUCAGAUACGUACGCUGAAACGGGCGCAGGACGUCCGGAAACAAUUACUCGGCAUUAUGGAUAGGCACAAGCUAGAUGUGGUGUCUGCGGGUAAAAACACAGUUCGUAUCCAGAAGACGAUUUGUUCCGGUUUCUUCAGGAACGCGGCCAAGAAGGACCCACAGGAAGGCUACAGAACCCUCGUGGACAGCCAAGUAGUCUACAUACAUCCUUCUAGCGCGCUCUUUAAUAGACAACCGGAAUGGGUAAUCUACCACGAGCUCGUACAGACGACAAAGGAGUACAUGCGAGAGGUCACCACUAUCGAUCCAAAAUGGCUUGUGGAGUUCGCGCCAGCAUUCUUCAAGUUCUCCGACCCAACCAAACUGUCCAAGUUCAAGAAGAACCAGAGACUGGAACCUCUUUACAACAAAUACGAAGAGCCGAACGCUUGGAGAAUAUCCAGGGUCCGCAGGAGAAGAAACUAAACUGCCAAUUUUAUCAUUUACUGCUGUACUAAAUAAAUUAAUAA